Messenger RNA from Triticum aestivum (bread wheat), 1021 nucleotides. Its product is annotated as inosine triphosphate pyrophosphatase. Gene Ontology annotation, cellular component: cytoplasm. Lineage: Eukaryota; Viridiplantae; Streptophyta; Magnoliopsida; Poales; Poaceae. The coding region runs from base 167 to 784 and encodes 205 amino acids. The record is from RefSeq and is a predicted model, not a curated record. Gene Ontology annotation, biological process: nucleoside triphosphate catabolic process. Gene Ontology annotation, molecular function: nucleoside triphosphate diphosphatase activity. The transcript is spliced from 8 exons.
GGAGCAUUGGCCAUGGUAAAACCGCUAAAACGAAGAAAAGGGAAAAGAAGUCUAAUUGGGGCCCUAAAACUAGUCACAGCAGCCGUCGCCGUGGACCCUCGGAUCCGCAGGGCGCAGCCUUUCUCCCGUUUCACGCCGGAAGCAGAGCACCACCCAACACCGCAUCAUGUCGGGCGCGGCGGCGGCGGUGGCGCGAGUGCUGCCGAAGGCAGUGACCUUCGUGACGGGCAACGCCAAGAAGCUGGAGGAAGUCCGCGCGAUUCUCGGCUCCUCCAUCCCCUUCCAGUCCCUCAAACUCGACCUGCCCGAGUUGCAAGGUGAGCCAGAGGACAUAUCUAAAGAGAAGGCCCGAAUGGCUGCAUCUCAGGUGAAUGGUCCUGUACUUGUUGAGGACACCUGUCUAUGUUUCAAUGCGCUCAAAGGUUUGCCAGGGCCCUAUAUAAAAUGGUUUCUAGAGAAGAUUGGGCAUGAAGGUUUGAACAAUCUGCUAAAAGCUUAUGAAGACAAAUCAGCUUUUGCUAUGUGCAUCUUUUCCCUUGCUCUUGGACCAGAAGAGGAACCGAUCACAUUUGUUGGAAAAACAGCAGGGAAAAUUGUACCUGCCAGAGGCCCUGCUGAUUUUGGAUGGGACCCUGUAUUCCAACCAGAUGGAUUUGAACAAACGUAUGCUGAGAUGCCCAAGCCUGAAAAGAAUCAAAUAUCUCAUAGGGGGAGAGCUCUUGCACUGGUGAAAGAACAUUUUGCUUCUGCCAAUUAUGAAGUUCAGGGUGACGGAUUGGCUUAAACUUCGUUUUCAAGCACCAAAUGAACAAAAUCUAAUGGAAUAUGUGCAAAAGAUUCAUGUCUCUGUUAUAGUUACAGAAUCUUCCAAGCUGUACUCAUUUCUCCUGCAACUUUUGGUGACUGUUAUGAGAUUGUGGAUGUAUUCUAGAUGAAUUUUGGUGACUGUCAUCAUGUCUCUUUGCCUAUGAAGCAGAGUGAUGGACAAAUUACUUGAAUCAGUUUGCCAGUUGAACCUCAA